AGACUUGCUGUCGCGCGUUCCAGUCCUCGCGCGCUGUGGCACGUUACGCGCUGGUGCUGAGCGGCCGCGCGCAGUUUCUCGCAGACACGGGUAUUCGCGCGAAGAACUCCGCGUUAGUCAGGCUCGCUCGGCCUCGGGGUGUUCGGACAAAUUUCAUUCACCUCUGGACAGCCGGGAAAGAGGGAGCAGAUGAUGGAGAUGUCCGCCUGAGCAAGUCUAGUUAGCCUGCUGCGUCCGUUAUGUCGGUUAUUCUGGUCAGAGACUGUUCAGCGGCUGGCUUCUUAAAAUGACAAGUCCGCUAUCUGAAGAGUAAUCUCCUCCCAGGAGGCAGGUGAGCAGGGCUGGGCUAGGCUCGCUAGCUAACUCCUGAGGUAACUUGGUAACCGAGCUGCUCGCUAGCGUGCUAAGCUAACCGUGCUCAGCCCCUCAGGCGCCGCCGUGAGACGGUAGCUCGCUUAUAGGAGCCCUGAGCAGCUUCAGAUACCUUCAGAAGGGUCACCUGAGUAUUCGUCAUGCUAUGAAACCUUUACGACUUUAGAGGAGUGAUCUCGGAGGAGUCCUGCGCACCCAGAAUUCAGCCUUAACCAACUUGUGGAUGAUGCAGUGUGACCCCACAUGGCCUGGACUGAGUUUGUAGCCAUGGAGACGUCAGCGUGUCCCAGUCCGCCCCAACAGAAUGGCGAUGUGGUAUCACUCAAACCAACGUCUAGCGAUGUCCUGCAGGUUCACUUGUACUACUGCAUCCAGGGUCAAGGUCAGCACAACAGCGAAUGCUCCACUCUCACGUACCCACCUGGAGACUAUGUGGCAGAAGAAUUGUGCGUCAAGGCAGCCAAAGAGUGUGGUGUCAGUCCCAUGUACUGCAGCCUGUUUGGCCUGAUGCGAGAGAGCGAUCGCAUGUGGUACCCGCCCAAUCACAUCUUCAAAGCAGAUGAAUCCAACAGUGAGAAGCUCCUGUUCAGGAUAAGGUUUUAUUUUCCAGGCUGGUAUGGUAGUGGAUCAAGUAACGCUCAUCGCUAUGGUGUCAUGAAGAGCUCCGAGGCACCUGUGUUUGAUGAUGUCACCAUGGCCUACUUGUUUGCCCAGUGGAGGAGUGACUUUGUGGACGGUUCAGUCAGCGUGCCCAUUACUCAUGAUGCCCAGGAGGAGUGUCUGGGCAUGGCUGUGCUGGAUAUGAUGAGGACUGCUAAAGAGAAGGGGCGGUCCCCUGUUGACGUCUACCAUGACUAUAGCUACAAGAGCUUCCUGCCGAAAGCCAUGCGUACUCACAUCCAGGACUACCACUUUGUGACCCGGAAGCGAAUCCGCUACCGCUUCAGGAAGUUCAUCCAUCAGUUCAGCCAGUGUAAGGCGGCAGUGCGUGACCUGAAGGUGAAAUAUGUGACCAGUCUGGAGUACCUGCAGCCUGCCUUCUACACUGAGCACUUCCUCGUCAACGAGGCCUCCACUGGCCCUGUCACCAUCGUUGUCACGGGCAACCACGGAAUCCAGUGGGUGAAGGGGAAGGAUGUUGGAGAUGUGCAGGAUCUUCAGGUGUACUGUGACUUCCCUGAUGUUAUUGAUAUCAGUGUUAAACAGGCCAGUAAAGACGGAGCCAUAGAGAGGCGCAUUGUUACUAUUAACAGACAGGACGGCCAGACACUGGAGUUGGAGUUCCAAUCUUUGACUGAGGCGUUGUCCUUCGUGUCUUUGAUUGACGGCUACUACAGGCUGACCACAGAUGCACAUCACUAUCUGUGCAAAGAGGUGGCACCCCCUGGAGUUCUGGAGACCCUCCGCAGUAACUGCCAUGGUCCUAUCUCGAUGGAGUUUGCCAUUAGUAGACUUCGUAGCUGUGACAACGCUAAGGGCAUGUACAUCCUGCGCUGUAGUCCUAAGGACUACGACAAAUACUUCCUGUCCUUUGUAGUGGGGUAUGAAGGUGCAUAUGAGUAUAAACACUGUCAGAUAGUACACACUCCAGCCGGUGAGUUUAUGCUGAGUGGAGCUAAGAGUGUCUUCAGCAGUCUGAGUGAACUUCUGCACCGCUACCAGAAGGAGGCACUGCGCUCUGAGGGACAUGUCUUCCAGUUCACCAAGUGCUGUUCACCCAGAAACAAAGACAAGUCCAAUCUGUUGAUUUGCAGGACUAAUCUGGGUACAGAUAUUCCUCCCUCUCCCUCUCACUUCAAACACAACAUCAGUCAGAUGGUCUUCCACAAGAUCCGCAGAGAAGACCUAGAAACCACGGAGAGUCUGGGUCAGGGCACAUUCACGCAGGUGUUCCGUGGUGUGAGGCGAGAGGUGGGGGACUACGGAGAGGUGCACGAGAUGGAGGUGGUCAUGAAGGUGCUGGAGAAGAGCCACCGGAACUACACCGAGUCCUUCUUUGAGGCAGCUAGUAUGAUGAGUCAGCUAUCCCAUAAGCACUUGCUGCUCAACUACGGCAUCUGUGUGUGUGCAGAUGAACACAUCAUGGUUGAGGAGUACGUGCGUUUCGGCUCGCUGGACACCUACCUGAGGAGAGAGCGCUCCUCCAUCAACAUCACCUGGAAGCUGGAGGUGGCCAAGCAGCUGGCCUGGGCCAUGCACUACCUGGAGGAUAAGAAUCUGAUUCAUGGGAACGUGUGUGCCAGAAAUGUCCUGCUCACCAGGGAGGAGGACAGAAGGACAGGGACACCACCCUUCAUCAAACUCAGUGACCCAGGAAUUACCAUCAGUGUACAGCCCAGAGAGAUCCUGAUUGAGCGCAUUCCCUGGUUGUCCCCGGAGUGUGUGGAGAACUGCCACAGUCUCAGCCUGGCCACUGACAAGUGGGCGUUCGGCACCACCCUCUGGGAGAUAUACACGUGUGGAGAGAAACCGCUCAGCUCCUACGACUCCUCCAAGAAACUGCUGUUCUAUGAGGACAGGCACCAGCUUCCAUCCCCUAAGUGGGCGGAGCUAGCGCACCUGAUCAACAGCUGCAUGGACUACGAGCCUUCACAGCGGCCCUCCUUCAGGGCUGUCAUACGAGACCUCAACAGCCUAUUCACCCCUGACUAUGAGUUGUUGGUAGAGAAUGACAUAGGUCCGGUACGGAGUCGUGGGUUUGGUUUUGUCGGGUCGUUGGACAGUCAGGAACCUGCUCAGUUUGAGGCCAGACACCUGAUCUUCCUCCAGCAGCUGGGGAAGGGGAAUUUUGGCAGCGUGGAGAAGUGUCGCUACGACCCUCUGCAGGACAACACGGGGGAGGUGGUGGCUGUUAAGAAGCUGCAGCACAGCACGGCCGAGCACAUGCGCGACUUCGAACGCGAGAUCGAGAUCCUGCGCUCACUGCAGCACGACAACAUCGUCAAGUACAAGGGAGUGUGUUACACCGCGGGCCGUCGGAACCUGAGGCUGGUAAUGGAGUUCCUGCCAUUCGGCAGUCUGAGAGAGUACCUCGCCAAGAACAGGGAGCGCUUCGACCACAAGAAACUGCUACUCUAUGCAUCACAGAUCUGCAAAGGCAUGGACUAUCUUGCAUCCAAGCGCUACAUCCACAGAGACCUGGCCACGCGUAAUAUCCUAGUGGAGAGUGAGUCACGUGUGAAGAUCGGGGACUUUGGUCUGACGAAGGUCCUACCACAGGAUAAAGACUACUACACUGUUAGAGAGCCAGGAGAGAGCCCCAUCUUCUGGUAUGCCCCUGAGUCUUUGACAGAGAGUAAGUUCUCAGUGGCAUCAGAUGUGUGGAGUUUUGGAGUCGUGCUGUAUGAACUCUUCACCUACAGUGACAAGAACUGCAGCCCUCCCACUGUAUUUAUGGAGAAGAUGGGCAUUGAUAAGCAAGGACAGAUGAUCGUGUAUCACCUGAUCGACCUGCUCAAACACAACUACAGACUGCCUAGUCCAGUGGGCUGCCCUGCUGAGGUCUACUCUCUGAUGAAGGACAGCUGGGCGGCUGAGCCCAGCCUGCGGCCUUCCUUCAGGUCUCUGGGCUGCACUGUCGACUCCAUACGGGACAACACGGAGAGCUGAGAGACAGAGAGAGGCACUCCCUCCAGUGCCCACCAGAGGGUGCAGUUCCUGCAGCCUCCUGGGCCCCUGUGGCAGAAUGCUAGCAGUGAAUAGCAGCAGAGUGACAAGUGUGUCCUGCUCUCAACAGCAGCUCACACACACA
Messenger RNA from Electrophorus electricus (electric eel), 4123 nucleotides. It is a transcript of the gene jak2a, whose product is annotated as Janus kinase 2a. Gene Ontology annotation, biological process: protein phosphorylation; cytokine-mediated signaling pathway; growth hormone receptor signaling pathway via JAK-STAT. The record is from RefSeq and is a predicted model, not a curated record. NCBI's taxonomy places the organism in Eukaryota, Metazoa, Chordata, Actinopteri, Gymnotiformes, Gymnotidae. Gene Ontology annotation, molecular function: histone binding; growth hormone receptor binding; non-membrane spanning protein tyrosine kinase activity. Gene Ontology annotation, cellular component: cytosol; cytoskeleton; membrane.